GGUUGGGGCAGACCCAAGCAAGAUGCCAACAGACAAUCCAGAAGAGAGAGAAGGAGGUACAAGAGAUGAGGAGAGCAGUUGACACUGUGAAGAGCUCUGCACAAUCUGCUGUGCUGUAUAGUGACAAGAUGUUUGAUGACAUCAUUCGCUCUGUUGAGAGAAGGCGCUCUGAGGCGAGAGAGAUGAUCAGAGCUCAGGAGAAGGCGGAGGUGAGUCGGGCUGAGGGACUCCUGAAACGACUGGAGCAGGAGAUCUCUGAGCUGAGGAAGAAAGUUGAUGAGAUGGAGAAGCUUUCACACACACAGGAUCACAUCCAUUUCCUGAAGAAUGUAGGCUCCCUUGCCGAUAUUCCUUACAGUGCAACAUCAGCUUCCGUGACCCUCCUCAACUCCAACCUCUCCUUUGAGCCAGUGAAAACAUCGGUCUCUGCACUGAAGACGCAGCUGCAGGAGAAAUUGGAUUCGACCUUCAAACAGGAAGCAGUCAAAAUGUCUGCAGCAGUGGCAACUAUGCAGAUGUUCCAGAGCAAGCAAUAUACUGAUCCUGAGCUGCCAUUCAGAAGAGCAGGCAGUACGGAGCUGCAGCCCAUGACCAGAGAGCACUUCUUGCAGUAUUACUGCCGCUUCACCCUGGAUCCAAACACUGCAAACAGAAAACUCCGCCUGUCUGAGGGGAACAGGAGGGUGGAGCUGCGAGAUGAGACGCUCCAGUUAUAUCCAGAUCAUCCCGAGAGAUUCCAUGACAGUUGGUGUCAGGUGCUGUGUAGAGAGGGUGUGCCUUGCCCUGCACGCUGUUAUUUUGAAGUUGAGUGGAGUGGUGAGUGGGCGAAUAUAGCCGUGUCAUAUCAAACCAUUGGCAGGAAAAGAAACCUUAAUGAUUGCCGUUUUGGAAACAAUGACAAGUCCUGGAGACUUACGGUUAACCCCUUUGAGACAUUUUUCUACCACAAUAAUGACCGCACCGACCUCCUUGUAGUGGCCAGUCCCAGAGUAGGAGUGUAUGUGGACCACAGGGCAGGCACUCUGGCCUUCUACACCAUUUCUGACACCAUGACGCUCCUGCACAAAGUCCAGACCACAUUCUAUCAAACACUGUAUCCUGGGUUUUGGUUAGGAGCGAGAUCAUCAGCUAAGCUCUUGUGACUCACAUGCAUGUAGCACAUCUGGGCUGUGUGGAUCCAUGUGUGUUGUUAUACGUGUAUGCACAUGACAUCACAUCUCAUCACCACAAGUUAUGACUGGGAGCCUUGGUAACAUUUUUACCAGGGCGUAUUUGACUAUACAGAUUGUUUUCUUUAUUAGGCGGGAUAAUGACCACCGCCCAGUGUUUGAGCACAUUCAAUAUCUUAAGUCACCUGUCUGCAUCAGUUUCACACACACACACACACACACACACACACACACACACACACACACACACACACACACACACACACACACACACACACACACACACACACAGACACACACACACACACACACAGUGAAAACGUGUCUGUAUAAAGAAAGAAUCUAACCUUAGGUGCAAAAAUGGAAACUAUGAAAAGUUAAAGACUGUGGUGGCAAGUUGAACAUGACUACAGUAGGUGGGGUGUCUGACCCCCUAGUAAGUUUUCUGACAUUGAUCAUCGUUAGUAUGUAUGGAAAAGUUUUGUUUUUCUUUUUUUCAAGUUUUUUUGUUAAGCAUUUUACGUUGUCAUCAUGCAGGUUGUUGUGAAAUCCGCCAACUGGUGUACACCACAUGCAUAAUUAUGACAUUUUUUUGUCAGGUAUUUUGUUUGCAGUAAUGCUAUGUUACCCUACAUUUAAUCAAUGUCAGGAGAUGGAAAACGUUUCUGUUGGCGGAAAGCUAUAGUGCACAUUGUUUAUGUACAUUUAAUUAAUAUUCUGGUUUGUUUCUUUGAAUGAUUGAACCUCUUCUCUUUUCCCAUUGCAGCUAAUAGACUUUUAAUUUUAAAAUGUUUCGUUUUAUGUUCUUUUUUCUACGUUUUCCCAAUAAAUAUUACUUUCAUUCA
This is a messenger RNA of Engraulis encrasicolus (European anchovy), 2014 nucleotides long. Its product is annotated as tripartite motif-containing protein 16-like. The record is from RefSeq and is a predicted model, not a curated record. Gene Ontology annotation, molecular function: protein binding. Bases 66 to 1142 code for a protein of 358 amino acids. Lineage: Eukaryota; Metazoa; Chordata; Actinopteri; Clupeiformes; Engraulidae. The transcript is spliced from 6 exons.